GUGGACAGUGAGCAUGCGUACCAUAGCCGAAGUUCGUAAAUUGAAAUUGAACAUGCGUAAUUAAUCUUUCUGAAUAGGAAAAAAUAUAUACACAACAAAACUCUCCGUUUAUGGAACAUGCGCAUUCGUUCUCAGUAAGUUUUUUCGUGUUGAAAGUGAGCAUGCGCAUGGUGAGUAGGUUGGUCCGAAGUUUGAACCGGACAGUAGCUCUGCUCCGCGUCUGGCGGUUGUUUUUAGAGGCAAUACACCUAGUUUGUGGCUCAGCAUGUCAAUUGUAACAGUGCAACUUGGUCAGUGUGGCAAUCAGAUUGGUUUUGAAGUUUUUGAUGCUUUGCUUAGUGAUUCACACAGUUCCCAGGGACUCUGCUCUAAGAGAGAGAAUGAGGCAUAUCAAGCAUCUUGCAAAGAAAGAUUCUUCAGUGAGGAGGAGAAUGGAGUUCCAAUUGCCCGGGCUGUUCUUGUUGACAUGGAACCCAAAGUUAUCAAUCAAACGCUGUCAAAGGCUGCCCAGUCUGGCCAGUGGAAAUAUGGUCAACAUGCAUGCUUCUGUCAAAAACAAGGUUCUGGAAACAACUGGGCAUAUGGUUACUCUGUUCAUGGACCCAGGCAUGAAGAAUCUAUAAUGAGCCUAAUCCGGAAGGAAGUGGAGAAAUGUGACUCUUUCAGUGGUUUUUUCAUCAUAAUGAGUAUGGCUGGGGGCACAGGAUCAGGAUUAGGAGCUUUCGUUACACAGAAUUUACAAGAUCAGUACCCAAACUCAUUGAAAAUGAAUCACAUUAUUUGGCCUUAUGGAACUGGUGAGGUUAUUGUUCAAAACUACAACUCCAUUUUGACACUUUCUCACUUGUACCGAUCUUCAGACGCCCUCCUUGUUCAUGAGAAUGAUGCCGUCCAUAAGAUCUGUGCAAAACUGAUGAAUAUCAAGCAGAUCUCCUUUAGUGAUAUCAAUCAAGUCCUCGCACAUCAGCUGGGAAGUGUGUUCCAGCCUACUUAUUCUGCAGAAAGCUCAUUUCACUACAGACGAAAUCCACUAGGAGACUUAAUGGAGCAUUUAGUUCCCCAUCCUGAAUUCAAGAUGCUGAGUGUUCGUAACAUUCCUCACAUGUCUGAGAAUUCACUGGCAUACAGCACAUUUACUUGGGCUGGCCUCCUCAAGCAUUUGAGACAGAUGCUCAUUUCUAAUGCAAAGAUGGAAGAAGAGGUGGGGUCUGACUGUGUUGCCCAGGCUAGUCUUGAACUCCUGGUUUCAAGUGAUCCUUCCACCUCAGCCUCUCAAAGUGCUGGGAUUACAGGUAUUGAUUGGCAUGUACGGCCUCCUUUGUCAGGACUUCCUCCUCUUGGUAAAAUGUCUCUCAACAAGGACCUGCAUUUUAACACUUCCGUUGCUAACUUGGUCAUUCUUCGUGGGAAAGAUGUGCAAAGUGCAGAUGUGGAGGGAUUUAAAGAUCCAGCUCUGUAUACUUCCUGGUUGAAGCCUGUUAAUGCUUUCAAUGUGUGGAAAACCCAGCGGGCCUUUAGCAAAUAUGAGAAGUCUGCAGUGUUGGUCAGCAACAGCCAGUUCUUAGUAAAACCACUUGAUACGAUUGUUGGGAAGGCAUGGAAUAUGUUUGCUUCAAAAGCCUACAUUCAUCAGUACACAAAAUUUGGAAUUGAAGAAGAGGACUUUUUAGACAGUUUCACGUCAUUAGAGCAGGUUGUUGCCAGUUACUGUAAUCUCUGAUCUUGAACAAUGGGAAAAGUACCUUAAGGCAUUUUUGGACUAAAAUAUUUUCAAUACUAUUUUCUCUGUAAAGUUUUCAAAGUUCUCCAUCCUGGCUAACACGGUGAAACCCCGUCUCUACUAAAAAAUACAAAAAAUUAGCCAGGCGUGUUGGCAGGCGCCUGUAGUCCCAGCUACUCGGGAGGCUCAGGCAGGAGAAUGACGUGAUCCCAGGAGGCGGAGCUUGCAGUGAGCCGAGAUCGCGCCACUGCACUCCAGCCUGGGCGAUAAAGCGAGACUCCGUCUCAAAAAAAAAAAAAAAAAAAAAAGAGUUUUCAAAGUUCCAUUCUGUUAAAGUAACCACGUAGAAUGCUGAGUCUAUUCUGCAUACUAUGCCCACAGAAAAGGAAGAAAACUUUUUAAAUGGAGAAUCGCAUGUUUUCAAUGAAAACAUUCACUUGGUAUUUCAUUUGUAAGGAAAAAAAAUGGUUCUUUUAUAAAGAACUUUGGGGAAACACUUUGCUGAAAUGUUGGGACUCUGGAACUAGCCAAGAAAAGAGAAUAUUCUCUUUGUCUACAUGUUCCUAAAUCUUUACUCCAAAACAACUCCAAAAACAACUCACAAAGCAUGAACCAAACUUUCACAGCAUAAUUUCAAGCUAGGGAAUUGUAAUUCUGUACUUAAUAUAUUCAUGUUUGAAGUGAAUGCUUUGAACCACAGGAGGGAGAUGUUGUCAAAUGCUACAGUGUGAACAUGUAUUUUGAAUAUUCUGUAACAGGGUAAGUUUCCACUCUAAGCAGCUAUUUAAAAAUAAAUAUGAGGAUUUUGGUAAUAAAUGCUUAUGCUUAAGUACAAAAGUAAAUAGGUAAAUGUG
Messenger RNA from Pongo pygmaeus (Bornean orangutan), 2574 nucleotides. RefSeq names its product tubulin delta 1 (gene TUBD1). The transcript is spliced from 10 exons. NCBI's taxonomy places the organism in Eukaryota, Metazoa, Chordata, Mammalia, Primates, Hominidae. Gene Ontology annotation, molecular function: structural constituent of cytoskeleton; GTP binding. Bases 266 to 1720 code for a protein of 484 amino acids. The record is from RefSeq and is a predicted model, not a curated record. Gene Ontology annotation, cellular component: microtubule. Gene Ontology annotation, biological process: microtubule-based process.